Acanthaster planci (crown-of-thorns starfish) is the source of this 5300-nucleotide messenger RNA. Its product is annotated as neuropeptides B/W receptor type 1-like. Gene Ontology annotation, biological process: G protein-coupled receptor signaling pathway. NCBI's taxonomy places the organism in Eukaryota, Metazoa, Echinodermata, Asteroidea, Valvatida, Acanthasteridae. Gene Ontology annotation, molecular function: G protein-coupled receptor activity. The record is from RefSeq and is a predicted model, not a curated record. Gene Ontology annotation, cellular component: plasma membrane.
UUUAUCUGUGGGCAAACCGUAGAAACUUAAAACGGGCCGGACAUAACCUUAAUCAUGGAGGCAGAAACCAUGCCAAUUGAUGAGAAUAUUCUUGUGAUUAAAUGUAAUGCACACCAGUUAAUUGAAUCACCUUCGACAGUAAUGAGUUUAAAUUAUGAGACUUUCUGUAUUAAUGACAGUCACGACCGCCUACCGUCCUCACUCUCUUCAGUUGCACCGUCCUGGCCUUGUCCUGUGCGGGGAAUAGUCUUUGUUGGGAUUCGCUUCCACCAUGGUAGACGUUGUGACGAGUGCAAGUGUUGGAUUGUUUCUGGCGUAAUCUAUUUUCGAUAUAUCCGCAGCAGAUAAACCCUCUGACGUCAUUCGAGUUUCAUCACUUUGUGGAAAGACCUGCUUUCGGGUUGUCCAUUGGUGUUGGACCUAUAUGGUCUAUCCGUACUUUUCCAAUACGGCUACGUCGACAAGGUAUCGUAUGCAGCAAUGCUAGAGUAGAAGUGACAAUUCCUUCAUUAGAGUCGGUGCAAAGGCAGUGUCGUCCAUAAGAGGGAGAACACUGACAAACUGCAGUAUCUAGUCUGUUUAAAUCAGUACUCAGUUUUCUACACUUGACGUGUAGUGCACUCUUUGAGAAUCACGGUCCUGAAGACAGGCUCGUGCUACCGCCGUGAAAUCUCCAUUAAUGGAUCGAUAUGGAUGACAUGCAGGCAUCAUCUCUUCAACCAAAAUUAACCUUAGGGAAUUUCCUGCGAACUGCCGAGUUCCUGGAAGUUCGUUUACGUCUGCCGCGCGGUUUGUGCGUCGAAGGACUGGUUGUGUCCUCGACUGGGAUAUAACCAGUUAACUGCUCGCGACGUGAACGAGGAAAACAUCUGUGGAUAGCCACACACUUAAGUAGAGUGGACGUUGACACAAGUGGCCGCGCGGCAUGAGGUUGUCACGCGAGGUCCACGACCGGCUUAAGGUGGCGCCAACGCAGGACCAGAUGAUAACUGCCGAGACGGUUCUUGACGAUGAAGAAACAAUUUGUUGCUGUUACAAAAUUCUCGUAAUCCUUAACCACUUCCAGCCAACCCGCCAAGGAAGAGUUAUUAGAAGCCACUCCCAUAUCGCCCUGAUAUCACGAGGAAAGCCCAGAUCUAUUUGUAAUGGCUUUGGAAAUGGCAUGAAUUCACCGUGCGUAAUGCACAUGUCACAGGACUAAUCCCGUCUCAUCGGUCAACGAUGCGCUAACAGCCCCAUCUUGGAUGUUGGAACAACACGUGAGACCCUUUACACCCGCUAUCCCAGUGCAGUGCGAGUAGGAGAAAGAAUCCGAUUCAGUGCUAUACAUGCACACAGACUUGAAGUCUGUCAUCAGCGGAUAUCUUUACAUUGGCCCUCCGUUUACAACUGCCACGCAACCUCCACUGAAAGAAAAAUGCGGCCACGUGGUACUAAACACGACUCGCUUUAUCGUUUACGGUUACAUCUGUGAUACGCAUUGGGUGUUCGUCUUCCGCUUGUGAGUUAUGAUUGCUGUGGAAAUAAGGGAAAGAGGGAAGUUAAUAUGUCAGAACUGAAUGAUACGUUGGAUGCUAUACACUUUAUAGACGCACGGACACAAUCAAUUUGCUUGACAAUGGAAGUCACAUAUAACUUAACCAAUGAGGUUAAUGCACAAUGGUUCCUGGGCACAUAUGCCUACAGCUGGUCUGAUACCCUAGUCCACACUAUCAUCCUUCCCUUCAUUCUUAGUGUUGGGCUCCUGGGAAACGUGGCCUUUUUGAUUGUGGUAUUACGGAUCGAGUGGAUGCGAACCAUCACCAACUGCUACCUGGUGAACCUGGCUGUGGCUGACAUGACCUUCCUGGUCGUCUCGAUUGGGGAAAAGCUUCACCAGUACACGCGGACCCCCUUCGUCUACGACGACUUGCCCAAGGGCCCCACCGGCUGCAUUCUGGUCCCCUUCACCAAAGACCUCUGCUUCUUCUCUUCCCUCUUCUUGGUGACCUGCAUCUCGGCGGAGCGAUUCAACGCGGCCUGCCGGCCCCUGAAGCAGCGGCAGAGCAAAGGGGCUAAGCUGAGGGCACGGACGGCCAGGCUAGCCACUGGGGCUUGGGUCUUGUCCCUUGCCAUGGCAAGUCUCCGAGUCUCUGCGUCCUGCUGCCGGUACAGAGUCUAUUGCCUCCUGUGGCCAGACAAUGACGCUUACCUGGAUUACCCAGGAGUCGUCGGUGAGUGUCGGCCGGCCGCGGAGUGGAUUGCCAUCGUUGCCAAGAGCAUCCAGCUCGUUCUCUUCGUACUAGCUAUGGCAGUCAACACCGCAUUUUACGUCAAGAUCACCCGCGCCGUGCAGUGCACCUCAGCCCGUCCACACGCUCGCCGGGUGCCCUCCACCGGCAGCUCCUCCAUCGAGGCAAAGAUAACCCGUAUGGUGGUGGCCACGGGGGUCGUGUUCUUCCUCUGUCUAGCUCCCUACGAGCUCUUAUCGGCACUGGUGAUGAUCCUUCCCACCUUCGACGGUAACAUAGUGUCGGCCAUGCAGGUUUGCCGCAUGCUGGUGCAUCUCAACUCGGCAAUCAAUCCUUUCAUCUACAACGUGGCUAAUCCUCGCUACAGGAGGGCCUUCCGAGUGGUGUUCACAUGCAGCCGAGCCGGUCGGACCAGAGAAUUUUCUCAAAAUACAAAGGACGUGCCUACCAGGCCCCCAAACGCCAAUACUUCAGAUAGGAGUACUUUCCUCAAGCAGAAAAGCCACCGUGGUCAAUCGACGCAAGGUUUUUGCUCAACCAACUUGUAAAAACUGCCCCUCGUGGUGCUAGCCACGCCCUUUAGGAUGUGGCUAGCACCAUGAGAAACCAAAUGAUGAAAUAAUGAAACCAAAAAAUGGUUUCAUUAAAAUUGUACAUUUGGUAUUUUCUGAACGAUCUCUUUUAGCGUUGUACCACCACUGAUCUUGUGACUCGAGUAGAGUUUUCUGAUGAUGGAAUCGAGUCGACUAGGUACUGACCUCUUGACUUGAGUCGAGUGAGCCACCUUAAGGAAGCUUCAAUCGACUGGAGUUUUAUGACAAGGGACUUGAAUUGAGUCAUUGCUAGCAGUGACUCAAGUUGAGUCGAGUAAUCCGUUGGGGCUCGAGUCAGGCCGAGUCGCCAAAAUUUGUUGUUUACGUGUUUGUGCAUAAGCAGCCUUGUUAAGAAGAGGAAAUUGCAGCCGAAAAGACGUUUUUUAGGGGUAUACCUUAAAACUUUAAUUCAACAAAUGAUUUAAUGAUUAUUCACAAAGAGAUGUUGCCUACCGUACUUUCCAGUGGCUUUAAAACAAGAACACUCUCCCAAAAGCAUUGCUCAUAUUUCUUAUGCUAGCUGUUCACACGAAUAGGGUUGGUAUUACAUACUAAUCAUAUGAAGUAUGUUUUAUUUUCAAUCCACAGAUCUCCAGCUUGUAAAGCGUUAUACGUGUUGUUUGGAUUUAAGUACAUGUAAUCUUGAAGGAGGUGUUUGUUUUCUAGAUAAAUUGAUUGUUUAGUUGUACAUAAUUUCAAUAUUUAAUUGCCUCUUUCAGUUAGUUUUCUGAAUCAGCGACACAUUGGUCUGAUGAUUAACAGUACACAUAUCGUAUCAGUUUGAUUGUAUUGUGUGUAUAUAUUUUGUGGCAUGUUUCACCCAAGAAAUCGCUUUUCAAACAAAAUCAGGAAAAGGUUAAAUAUCUUAAAAAUAAAAAUUAGUAUUCUUUUAGUCGCAAAUUUAAAGUUUUUUUCCUUGUUCCUUUUUAGUUUAAGUUGCCCGAUAGUAUAAAUUUAUUACUGAAAUCCUAUGUUACUAUUAAAUGUUGGUGUCGACAUCUGUUUGCAUUUUUUUGUCGAAGAUCAGUUUUGAAAAUCAAAAUGAAACUGCCCUUUGAUGCUCUUCUAAAGACAAGGAAAAGUUGCGAAAAUAAAUCCCCCCAGAUUUAAAUCAAGCCAAUAGCCUUGGGUAAAACUCCGGGUGAUUUAGGGAGAAAAGUGGGUUAAUGGACGGAGUUGACACUUAGAUAUAAAGCAAAAAAAAAAAACCAGAGCAGAAUAUCUGAACUCCAACCUGGGAAACUGCCUAUAGGGCUUGCAGUGCGCAGAACAACCUGGAGCUUACAGCUAGGUACUUAUGCCGUUAUGAAAGAAACCGAAUCUUGUCAUUGUAGGCGUAUCUGAGAAUGUAGCCCUUGGCUUGAAAAGAAGGCAAUAGCAAAAAAAUUGUCUCCUGUCACCACUUACCCACAUUUUCUGACAGUGAUAAAGUACGGUGCCAUUUUGUGCCAGUAGUAUAUAUGUUUUAACAACAAUCCCAUCGUCAUCGCUUGUUUUUGUUUUGUCGUCAUUCGGCUAUGUCUCGUUGUACCAUUUCGGCAAAAUUCCGCUCUGAUGCCGACGGGGUUAACUGGCAAUAAAUGGAGGGGGUUGUAAUAGUUGUCACACUGCCCCCAUAUGUGUGUUCUCUCAUGGACAAUUGUGAAGUGUAUGAAAUCUAACUGUAGUCAGUUACACCAGCCGAACAUGUUAACGUGGCUAUUAUGUAUUUCUUCGCUCGUUCUUGAAGGGGGGGGCUAAAACGUGCGCCCUCUUCCGGUUUCUACCCUCUUAUUUAUUUCAGAAUACGGGCUCGUUUACCUAAAAAUUUCUUCCUUCUUUGCCGCCUUUCUCUUCAUCCAUGUCUUGCUUGUUCGACUUACCAACGCAUGCAUAUACUGAAGUGAUAGCUUCAAAUUUUAAACCCUUUUUUUUUUACUUUUGUUGCAUACUCAGUAUUUCCUGCUGUUAAUGUUUCGGAAUAUAACCGAAUUUAAACCCUCGGGUUACUCUCACUUACAGAGAUCCUGAAGCGACGUCCAAGUUGUUAAGAUCCUGACAAAUUCCGGCAUUCUGAAAUAGAAUGGAACAGGCUGGCCCCCGUAUGUAAUGGCUUUCUCUGCACUCCCUGUCAAUCAGCCUUUCCAAAGGAAAAACAGAUAGGUCCUUGCUAAGCUGCUGUUAUUGUCUACAUGCUUUUCGGCCUCAAUCAAUAAUGUAUGUAGCAAGAGCCCAUCUCAAUUUAUAUUUCAGCCUGCCGGCAUUGGCAAUUAUUAUCACUUCGCUUUUUCAACUGCGUCAUCCCAUCUGCGGUCAGUUAUUUUGUUUUUCUGGCUCCUACAUACUUUCUUUAUAUUUUGGUCACGAUGUGUAAUAUUUCUCAUAAUUGCCCUCUAGUCUGGCUGUAAAUGUAUCGUUCAAACUUUUCCAAUUAAUUGUGGAUCUGUGGUGUUUGCCUGUAAAUCUCAAUAAAUUACAGUGCUGACUUGUCAUUCGA